UGUAGCACAGACAUCUCUUUCCAUACACCUACCUCUCUCUACCUACCUACAUACUCACCCGGGCACUACGUAGGUAGUUUUAGUGUCCUCUUAAAUAGCUUGCCGUCUGGUAUUAUCAAGAGAGCCUCAAGAAGGAAGACAAGGAGACGAAAGGGAAAACAGACCAAAGUCAACUGAUGAUGGGAAUGAAUGCGCAUUGCAUCUAGGCUGUGAGCACGUUGGCAACUCGGUCGAGUCUCGUCGACAACUAGUCCUAGAUAGCCAUCAAGAUGAACCAUGAUGCACAGCCUGCGAGAGCCCGGCCGAGUCUACUCUUAGACCGUCAUGGCUCCCGGCGUGAGCUUCUCAACCGCCUCACUUGAAUUCCUCGUCGACGAUGGCACCACGGAUGCCACGGAUGCCACGACGGAGCCCGAUGACUAUUCAUCCGUCUCCUCCGACGAUAUGCACAUCGGCCUUUCCUCGCGCCCCCAGCUGCCCCUGAUUCUUUCCCACGGCUCCGUUUCCAAGAGCCUACCAUCAACCUUGCCUAGCGGCAUCGUGUCACGGAGGACCGGUCCACCACCUCGCAGCCAGUCGACGCGCCCGCAUCCAACGUCUGAUCACCAGCGCCCUUCAACCUACUCACCGCGGCCACAGCUAUAUCAUCCACCACCACCGCAUACUCCUCUCCGUCCCCGUGCCCCUCCUCCCCCUCCACCACCACCUCCUCCUCCACGACCUCCUUCCCUGCCAUCCUUCACCCCACCAGCGACGCAAACGCUACUACGACCAUUAGAUCAACGUGAUAUAUCGUCUAGUCACUUAGCCGCACCACACCACGGUCACAAUGCUAGAGGUCAUGGCGAUGAUCGUGAAAGCUUCUUCAGUUCCUCGGAGGAGAGCGAUACCACGGGUUUUGAUGCAAACGGGGAGCCAGACUCUUUUCAGCACCUAACAGAGAACUAUCUCGAAUUGCGAAAUGAACGAUCAGCACUGUCAAUGGUCUUCGACACGGCCAAAUCGCAUCAAGCGCAAGUUCGCAGCAUGCGGCGGAAUGAGGCUGAGGCCAGUCGAAAAUUCAUGGCUAUGGUUCAAACAUCCCUACCUGCAGAGCAAUGUCAUCAAUUGCAUCAACUAUUCAAAGUCAUGCAGGAUUCUCAACAGGCGCGCCAGAAAGCCGAGGAACGCUUUGACCAGACCAUAAAUGAGUUAUACCGUGGCCAGGAUAACUUAGGGUCGCACGAGGAAAUUUUCUACAACACCAUCACAAGAACGCUAGGGAUAGCACUCUUUAAUAAUAUUAAUAACGAUCGCGAUGAUCACUCCGAAAACAGUGAUGAUUGGGCCUUACGUGGCAUUACUGGCGACCGCCCAGAGACGUUCCAUCCACUUUAUGAAAAGCUUCGUGUAGCGUUCGGGGAAUUGCAAUUAGCGAGAGAGCUUUUGACAAAUACACAAAUGAAGCGGGAUAGGCUUCAUGCCCGGAAAGCCCAAAUAUUCACUGAAGAUAGCUUGGACGUCCUCGAAACUUACGGAGAUGUGGGUAAGAAGAAGGCACAUGAGCUGAGAGCUAUGGUGCACAUGACGGAGGAGGAUAAUGAACAGCUACGAGAAUAUGACGAGCUAGAGCGGGACGCAAAGCAAGAUAUUGAGAUAUAUACUGAAAAGAUGAUAAUAUUGCAGCGAGAGUGCAGGGAAAAUGGCGUGUUACCUCAAUCAUCCUACUUCCAGCAGGAAGGCUUUGGAGUUGACUCUUCUUACCGAGACGAGAUCCGCCUUGUACCUGGUUCGUUUGACAGCAAUGACGAGACAGCCACGUUGGCACAUCCCGUCUUCCCUCACAUCCUCUCUAAUCCAACCCACUUGCUUCAUGGGUUUCCGCAGACCGCCCUGCAAUCUCUCAAGAUGGCUAUUCAGCUCCCACUCGAUGCGCCAGUAAGGGCCAAGAAAAUCAAGGAAGCUGCGCGCGAAGCAAAUAUGCACACUCUUCUAUCAAAUGUCAAGUCCGAGAAUAAGAGCGACUAUAUUAAUGGCUGGUUACUGCACAAGCUCCAUCACUCCGCCCUGGAGGCCGAGCUGCUUUGGACAACGUUCCGGUCCAGGCUGACAAUCCUGGACAUCGACCGUUGGCAAGGGGAUGUGAUUAAAUUUUGGUGGCUUGACAACUCUGUGGACCCCGUGUCAGUGAAUAUCGGAAAUAAUCACACCGACAAAGCUUCAGUAUUCGCCGGCUCUUGUAGGGAAAUCAAUAAGUUUCCUCAUUCUGACUCUGGGCAGUUAGAUGGUCUCAGAACUUGGAAUCUGGACGACUCGUGGCCAUGAAAACGCCACAUCGACAUGCCUACCUACUAUGGUGUCUAGGAUGCGUGUGCAUAUGUAAUGCCGUAUCAUGUGUCAAUCAGAGAUUGUACGAUACACAGUGUCUUUUCUCUCUCUUUUGUCUGGAUAGAGGUGUAUUAGGUUGAUUUACAAAUUCCCCCCCACGCUACAUGAUGAUACCCAUUAGUUUAGUUCUAUCAUUAUUUUUGCCUCUUUUACGU
Xylaria bambusicola is the source of this 2522-nucleotide messenger RNA. RefSeq lists its product as uncharacterized. Lineage: Eukaryota; Fungi; Ascomycota; Sordariomycetes; Xylariales; Xylariaceae. The record is from RefSeq and is a predicted model, not a curated record. The coding region runs from base 325 to 2304 and encodes 659 amino acids. The transcript has a single exon.